This is a messenger RNA of Paramecium pentaurelia, 3499 nucleotides long. NCBI's taxonomy places the organism in Eukaryota, Ciliophora, Oligohymenophorea, Peniculida, Parameciidae. The record is from the annotation of a GenBank genome assembly.
AUGGGAAAUAAUAUCCCAAAAGAUGCUAGUUUUGAAUAUCAAAUCAUUAAUAAACUAGGCACCAUUUCCAUCACCUAUGAAGAUCUCAAAGGUAAUUUCACAUUUCCUAAAAUGCCUAAUAAAAAAACUGUUGUUUUAGAAGAAUUUCGUAAAUUUUUAGAUGAAAUCAUCUUACUUCCAUCAGAUAAACACAUUAUUGAAUAAUUACCAUUGAAAAUCAAGUGGAGAUUAGUUCAUAGACAUAAUAUUGAAAAAGAAAAGUUAGGUGAUUUAAUUCCGCAUUUAGAAGAAUCUGAGAAAUCAGAGAUACAACAUUUAGUUGAUGAAUGUGUUGCUAAACCAUCUACUAUAGCUCUACAAAAUUUAUAAAGAAGAUUAGAAAAUCCAGAAGAGGAUGAAUGGAAUUAAUUUCUUGUAUAUCGAGGGUAAUUUCAUUAUAAUUAUAUAGAUUAUUUAAAUUAUUAGAAGUCUUGGAACAAUGUGAAAUUAAUGCAAGAUCAACUAAAAAUUAUAAAUUAUGUGUUGCUUUUCUUAGAUUUAUCUAUUUUAUUAAUCAAUAAGAAUAAGCAAGUGAUGAUUUGGCUUCUAUUCCAGGAUCUUUUAGAAUUAUAUUUGCUAAUUUUCAUCCUGUUCAUAUAGAAAUGAGUUGUUUAGUUUUAGAAAUCUUUGCUGGAGAAAAUGGUUUAAUUUAUAAGGAUAAUGUUGAAGAUAUUUUAGAAUCCUUUGCAUUUUAUCGUAAAGAUCAUUCAUUAAAAUAUCGACUUGAAAUCUUUGUUAGAACUAUAUUUUAAUCAGAUAAUAUUAUGAUGGUUGUCAAUAUUUUAGGAUUCUUAAGAAAUAUCUAACCUCAUAUUAGAAAUGAAUUAGAAUCCUCUAUCAUUUCUCCUUAUAAUUUUACUGCUAUCCUUAAACUUAUUGAAUAAAGAAUCAAUGAAUAUAAUAUUGAUGCUUGUACAUAUGAAUCUAUCUAAAAUAAAUUGAUUAAAUAUCAAAAUAUUGAUCAUUUCUUUAAACAAAAGUCGCCCUUCCUUAAAAAUCCUGUUUUGUUAAAUGAAUCUCGUGAAGAUCAAUCAAAAACUGAAAACAUUUAAAUUACCCAAUUACCUCAAGAAGGAGAAGCACAAUUUUACUUAGAAAAACAUGAUGAAGCAUCAUUUUAAUUAUAAUAAUAAAGUAAAUACUUAAUUUUAUUAAAGAUCUUUUGUAAAUCAUAAAAGAAAUUCGUAACUUUGAAUUUGAUUCAGAAAGAAAACCUUCCAAAAUCAUUGAAUUUUCAGAUCAAAAACUUUUUGACAUUGUUAAAUAAUAAUCACUUUAACUUGAUUCCUAUGGUAAAUUCUUAUCUAUUUUAAAUUUCAUGUCUAAUCUUAAGGUAAGAGAUAUGUGGGAGCUGAGUGAAUAAGCUCUCUAAAGAUUACUUAUUGAUGAGGAAGAUGAUGAAAUUAUUGAAAUGCCUAAACAUGAUCAAAUAUAUGAAGAUUAUGAAAAAGCAUAAUAAUCAAUAAGAGACUUAGAAAAAUAAAUUAAAUCAAUUAUUUAGGGAUAAAAAUAAGCUUAAAUGUAACUCACUUAAAGAGAGUAAGAAAUUAUUAAAUUAAAUGAAAAAAUUACUUAAACUAACUCACUAUAAUAAGAAUAUCUAAAUUAGAUUGAUAAAUUAACUAAAGAAUUAGAAAAUAUUAAAGCUUAAACAGUCUUAAAAGAAGCUCAAAAUAUUGAAUAAUCGAAAGAAAUGGAAAAUCUUAAAAAUUAAAUUAAGAACCUUGAAAAACUAAAUUAAACUAUUUAAGCAGCUGUGCCAUCAAAUAAUACUUAAUAAAUACCUAUACAACCUUCCAAUACUCCUUCACUUCCUCCACCUCCUCCUCCUCCCCCUCCACCUCCAGUUAAAUCUGCUCCUUUACCUCCACCACCUCCUCCUCCAAAAAUUGCAGCACCUCCUCCUCCUCCACCUCCUCCUAUGAAAGCUGGGCCUCCACCUCCACCACCUCCUCCAGGUGCUCCUCGUCCUCCAGGAGGUCCACCUCCACCACCACCUCCUCCUGGUAACAAAGCAGGUGGUCCUCCUCCACCUCCUCCUCCAGGAGCACCAUAACCACCUGGAGGACCAGCACCUCCUCCUCCUUUUGGAGCUCCUCCAUAACCACAAAAUUAAGGUUUAAAAUAAAAAUAAAAUCCCAAUGUUCCUAUGAAACCUGUUCAAUGGGCAAUAAUAAGUCAAAAAGCAUAAAUAAAGGACACUAUAUUUGAAAAUAUCAAAGAUUUAGAUGUGAAAUUAGAUAUUGAAUUUUUAGAAAAAGAAUUUUCUAAAAAACAAUAAACACAACAAGCGGAUACAAAUUCUAAAACUUAAGCAGCUUAACCUUAAAAAAUCUCGCUUUUACAACCAGAGAGAUAAAAGAAUAUGGAAUUAGUCUUAAUGAAAUUGAAAAUAGCUCCAAAUUUAAUAUAUGAAGCUUUGAUUAAAUGUGAUGAGAAAAUCCUGACAUUACCAACACUAGAAAGUUUAGAUGUGAUCACACCAACUGAAGAUGAAAUAGGAACUGUUCAGAGCUUCGAUGGAGAUAAAGAAUUGCUUGGAAAUCCUGAGAAAUACAUACUAAAGAUAUCCUAAUUAAAGGGAUUUUCAAUUAGAAUUAAGGCUCUUAAAUUCUCCUGCCAAUAUGUUGAAUAUGUUACAGAUUUAGAUGCUCAAAUUACUUCACUUGAUGUAUUUAAUGAUUUGCUAAGUAUGGGAUGGGUUACUUAAUUAAUUGAGUACUCAUUAGCUGUGGGUAAUUAUCUUAAUGGUUAAUCUGCCAAAGGUGGAGCUUGGGGAUUCAAAUUAGAAUAAAUAGAAAAAUUAACAGAUGUUAAAGGAUAAGAUAAUAAAUCUAAUGUUUUAUAAUAUGUAAUUAAGUAGAUUAAAUUCAAUGAAGAGAUAGAUUUAGAGAGAUUUGACAUUAUUACAAAAUUACCAAUAUCUCAACUUAAUACAAAUUUAAAUGAAAUUAAGAAAGGUCUAAAUAUGGUAUCAAAAGCUAUUGAAUGUAAAUCAAAUGAUGAAAAUGAUAAGAUAGUUGAUACAUUGAAGGAUGUUUAAUCAAAAUUAUAAGAAAUGACAAAGGAUUUGGAAUUAAAAAUUCAAAAAUUAGACACAGAUUAUAAAAAGACAGCUAAAUAUUUAUGUGAGAAUCCUGCUGAUGCAAGUGAUAAAUUUGGAGAAAAGUUAAUGAAAUUUUUAAGAUGCAUAAAAUAGUAAAAGGAUAAGAUAAGAGAGGAGGAAAUUAAACUAUAGAAAUAGUAAUAAUAAUAAUAAUAAUAAUAAAAUACAAAAAAAUAAUAAGAAUAAUAAUAAUAAUAAAAGAAUGAUAUUAUACCUUCUUCUAUGAAAAGUUCAUAAACUAAGGCUUAAACCAAUAAAAUGGUUAUUCGAUCCAGUAUUUUGUAAGCAUAAAGACCAAGUAUGAUGGUAAAUAAUUUAAGAAAAAAGAGUUAAUUUUAAAAAUUAAUUGGUUGA